AUGCUCCCGCAGCGCGGGCAGGGGGCAGGGCGGCGGCGGCGCCUUCUCGCAUCCCGCGCCCGGCCCCGCUCACCGCGCUCCGGCACCGCCCGCCGCCGCUUCCGGGCUCUGCCGGCCCGGCCCCGACCGCCGCCGCCGCCGUCGGGAGGAGGCGGCCCGGCCCCGGCCGCCGCUAUUGGCGCCGCCGCCGCACGAACGCCUCUGCCCCGCCGCCUCCCCCGCCCCGGGCGGCUGCGGCUGCGGCUCCCUCCCGGCCCGCUCAUCCCUCCCUCCAGGCCUGCCCUGGGAAGUGCGGGUUCGCGGCACACCGAUCAGGCUCAGACCCCUCUGCCCAGGGGCUGCACGGCCUCAGGGAAUGCGAAGAGGGGAGCGCGAGGAAAUGGGCUCCUGCUGGGUGGCGGGAGCAGGAGCAGCGAGCCGAGUGUGAGCGUGUGUAUGUGCUCCCUCACGGGCAAACCACACCGUUCUCUUCAGUCACAUAUGCGGCUGGAUGGUUUCUACCUGUCACACCCUUCGAUAACAGUGCAAGUGGAGAAGAAUAUAUACGUACCAAACCAGGCAAGAGAAAAACAUGUAGAAGCUAAAAUUGUAUUAAAACCCCUUGUUUACAACACUUUCCUUGGAAAGAAAAUCUAGGGCAUCCUUUUAUGCUGUCCUUUUAUACAACAGGUUUGUAUCAUUUUAUUGCAUGUAUUCCUUGGACUCUCACACCCAUUUUUAUAAAAACGGUAAAACUACUGAUUUAUUAACUUUUUCCACUACAUUGGUGAGCAACUUUAUUUUAAUACAUGGUGGAAACAUUUAAACGCAGAAAUUUUAGUAGUUAUUCCAAAGGUGUUAUUCCAGCUUGUGUUCUCAUGCAGCAGGUUAACUUCAGUUCGAUCCUAGGGCUUAAGUUUAGAAAAGUUCUUUCCAAACCCCCUAGUGGUACUUUACCACAUCUGUAAUUUUCCUCUUAAAGCUGCCCAACUAGUGUACUCUAGUAGGGAUAAGAAAAAAAAAACAACUAUGGGCAGUCAAAACUGAUUUUUUUAUUUUUUGGUAGUAAAUACAUAUGCAUAGUCUAUAGAGUAGAUGGUAGAAACAGAACUUGAAGAAAAGCUGCUUCUUCUAUCCAGUUGUUGGGUAUCACUGUCACAUUUGUUUGUUUAUAUGCAUUUGCUGUGUUGUUGUUAAAACUCAGUCAGAAGGUAAUUUUGUCCUUCAGUCUCUAUACAUAGGACAGCGUUUCGGUAGAGCAUCCCUUCCUGAGCAGAUGUCAAGUUCCCUGUGUUCAUAGCACCGUGACCAUCUUGGCUAAAGAGCUCUUUGAGUUACUUCAAGAAGGCUUGUAAGUCUAUUUUAAUUUGUUCAGGAAGAAGAUAUAAAGUCAUAGAAUCAUAGAAGGAUUUGAGUUGGA
Molecule: messenger RNA, 1399 nt
Organism: Pipra filicauda (Wire-tailed manakin)
Lineage: Eukaryota; Metazoa; Chordata; Aves; Passeriformes; Pipridae
Product: serine/arginine-rich splicing factor SR45-like
Exons: 3
Coding region: 1-636 (211 amino acids)
Source: RefSeq, a predicted model, not a curated record